Saitoella complicata NRRL Y-17804 is the source of this 1418-nucleotide messenger RNA. RefSeq lists its product as uncharacterized. Bases 68 to 1396 code for a protein of 442 amino acids. The transcript has 2 exons. The record is from RefSeq and is a predicted model, not a curated record. NCBI's taxonomy places the organism in Eukaryota, Fungi, Ascomycota, Saitoellomycetes, Saitoellales, Saitoellaceae.
AGGAACAGGAGAAUAUUAUUGUGAAGCAGUUCAAUUCAAUUCAGUAGUCGAGGUCAAAGUCACCGCCAUGGAUACGACAGAGGAUUUUUCUUCCCUGACCGUCGCUGUCCUUCGCGAACGCUUGAGUGAGCUUGGCUGGUCGACCCGUGGGUUGAAGAAGGAUUUGGUGGAGAGAUUGAAGGAUGUGCUUAAGGAACAGGAGAAUAUUGUUGUGAAGGAGGAGCCAGUGGAAGAGCUGCCAAUGGUGGAGGAGCGGAGUGCGGAUGCAUACAUUCAGGAGAAGAUACCUGAGCCUCAAAAUCGACAUGAGCAGGAACAAUUUCAUCUUCACCCUCAGCAUAUGGAACCGACUCCGGAAAUGCCGCACCCAGGAGUCAACACCCUUCCGGCACCUGUUGAGCUCACCCCCAACAAUCCUGUCAAGGUUCUGAUCGAAACUCUCCAAAAUCCAGAAGCAGAGUACCAUAGGGAUCUCGUCACAGCCCUACGCCAAGUGCUUUCUGUCCAAGAAACAGGGAUGAAUGCGCCGCUUUUGGACGCGAGCACUGUCAUCGCGUCGAAGAAAGAGAGGAAGGAGGUGGCGAUUGAUCCGAAGACUGGGCAUAUCUUGAUAUCCAGAUUCAAGAGGAGUGAGAAGACAUUGGAUAAGUUUGAGAGACUGAGUGAGGAGGUUAAAGACGACGUUAAGACUGGUGCGAUGGUGGUUAACGAUGCGGGGAGUACCGGGACGUUCGAUGCGUCGAAGGAUCAGAUUGCCUUCGCCAGCAAGGUCGCCGCUGCAUCUCAAGUCUCGGUUACGGAAAGGAACAACAAGAUUUUGACGAUGGACAUCCUGGGCGAGACAGAAAUAUCUGCACCAGCUGCCGUUACCGCACCGACACAAACGACUCGACGCAGUGCCAGACCCCGAAAAGUCGUUUCGGACGAUACGACUCAGGAUAUCGACAUGGACAAGGAGAACAGCAUCUGCAAACUGACAGAAGCAGAUUUCGAAAAUGUCACUCAGAAGAUCGAGAAGCUGCGCAUCACGGCUCCUGCACCUGUCCCCAUCGCCACGCGCCGUACGCGCAAGAAAGCAGUGCUUGACGAUGGGGUAGGGAACAUCAUCUCCGCUUCCAGUGUUAAACAGGAGAAACCUGUUUCUCAACAGAAACCCGGUGUGGUCAUUAAAGAAGAGCCAGUGGACGAAUUCCCAGCUCCAUUCGCCAGAAGCAGAGCUCGGACUAUAAGAUCAGGAGAUGCGAGGAGGAAUGAGGAGGACGAUUAUACGGGGAUAAACGGCAAGGAAACGGAUGCGGUCGAUGGGGUGAAGGUCAAGCAGGAGGUUGUCGAGAAAGCUUCUGUAAGGGAAAGGACGGUACGGGAGACGAGAUCCAGGAGCACGAGGAAUCAGUGAUGGAGUCGAUAGGUCUAGGGAC